GAUGUAGCAUCUACAUCGUUUUCACGUGUUCUGCUUUAUUUUCAACGACAUAUAUCUCGAUACUUUGAAAAACUCUCAAUUAUUCGUUUUUUUUCAUUGUUUAUUGAAUCAUUCAUUGAAAUGAAAUUGAUCGGUCUCAUGUAUUUCCUGUUUUGUAGUCAUCUUAAUGCGGCCCCGAUAAAUGUGAUCUCUGAGAUAAGUACGCUCAUUAGGAGAAUAAUAUGGACUAAUUGGAAUCAGUUCAACAUCGAAUUCAAUCCUGAUUCAUUUCUCGACACGCCUAAAACGAUAAUAAAAGCAGGUUAUCCCGUGGAAUCUCACGUUGUAAUGACGGAAGACGGCUAUCUCUUGACGUUACAUCGUAUCCCAGGUGGCAACGAUUCUUUACCUGUGCUGCUGCAGCACGGUAUUUUAGCCACAUCCGCUGAAUGGAUUGUUCUUGGCAAAGACAAAGCACUCGCUUACCUAUUAGCGGAUCAAGGAUACGAUGUUUGGUUGGGAAAUUUUCGAGGUAAUACAUACUCGAAGGCGCAUAUUUCCCUGUCUCCUUUGAAUUCGACAUUUUGGAAUUUCAGCUUUCACGAAAUGGGCAUCUAUGAUUUACCCGCGAUGAUUACAUUUAUCACGAAUAUGAGAUCCCAACCAUUGCACACAUAUAUUGGUCAUUCUAUGGGCACAUCUACUUUCUUUGUAAUGGCAUCAGAACGUCCGAAAAUCGCUCAAAUGGUGCAAAUGAUGAUCGGUCUCGCGCCAACAGUCUUUAUAAAUAUGAAGAGUCCGAUUCGAUAUUUCUUCCCAUUUAUAAGGGAAUUAGAGAUACCGAUGAGAUUGUUCUUCGAAAAUGAAUUUUUCCAAAGCGACUUUGUGAAAUUUCUUUUGAAAAACAUCUGCAAUCAGAACAUUGUCCCAAAUAUCUGUGCCAAUUUGAUAUUUAUGAUCUAUGGUGAUGAUCGCGAGCAGUUUAAUUAUUCUCUGCUGCCUGUCAUCUUCAAUCACCAUCCGGCCGGCGCCUCGGCUAAAACGAUACUGCAUUUCGCUCAAGUAAUUGAGUCGGACAAGUUUCGGAAAUACGAUUACGGUCGCGUGAAAAAUCUGUUGAUCUAUCAUUCUACAGAACCACCGAAUUAUGAUUUAUCGAAUAUUGCAGUACCAGUCGCGUUGUUUUACGCCGAUAAUGACUGGAUAAUCAGCACAGAGGAUGUGAAAAGAUUAUACCAUUCACUGCCAAAUGUAGUGGAUAUGUACGAAGUGCCGUGGUCCAAAUUCAAUCAUGUGGAUUUUAUGUGGGCUAAAGAUACGUCAAAACUCGUAUACGACAGGAUUCUCAAGCUCAUGAGAAGAGAAAAUCCAAACAACGUUACAUCAGUGGAAUAAUAUUGUCAGCAAUCAA
Messenger RNA from Camponotus floridanus (Florida carpenter ant), 1390 nucleotides. Its product is annotated as lipase 3. The transcript is spliced from 7 exons. Bases 121 to 1374 code for a protein of 417 amino acids. The record is from RefSeq and is a predicted model, not a curated record. Gene Ontology annotation, biological process: lipid metabolic process. NCBI's taxonomy places the organism in Eukaryota, Metazoa, Arthropoda, Insecta, Hymenoptera, Formicidae. Gene Ontology annotation, molecular function: hydrolase activity, acting on ester bonds.